AUGUUAGUGGCUCUCUUGCCGUAUCGAUCUUCUGCUACUCGUUGCAUUCCUGUUUUCUUCUGCUUAGGUUACCUUAUGCCACGAGUUUUGCAACCUAUAGUGCUCACCGAUGAUGGGGCUGCUUUGGAGCAUAAUCCUUUGAAGCGACUCCUCGACGAUGCGCGCUCCGAUUUUGAGGGUAGAGUGUUGGCAAAACGUGCCAUCUUUGGUCGUUAUCUCGAGACUCGCGUCAAUUGGCUUCGCAUGCAGCUGACACGUGAGGCCGAGGCUACCGGCUCACUCGGCAUGAAUCAUCUAGACUUCCUGCGUGCCUUCAAAUCAGAUUCAGUUCCUGAGGCAAGUGUUCUCCUUUCUAUUUCUUGGUAUCGUGAAUAUCGAUUGGUGGAGGGCGAUGGAAGCGGUGAGAGGACCCGGCAGCUGCCGCGAGUACCUCCGUCGAGCGCUAUGAGGGUAAUUAAUACUGUCCGACGAGUGGCCGCGCGUUCCAGGAUUAAUCAGCAGGCUAACUCAACGCCAUAUCCCCCCUCGAUGACUGCAACAACCGUGACGGAAUCGACUAUGGCGACACGUGCUCGGAGCAAACAGGCACUGAACUUGACGAAGGCGACAGCGGUAGAGCGCAGCACGGCCACUGCGGGAACGCGACAAGGCCGUCUACGUCGUGCCGCUGCGACCGCCGGCGCAUCCGCCACACUCCAGCUCUCCUCGGCCUUCCUCUACCAAUCGCCUAUUCCCCAAAAAUCGCCUACUACUAGCGUUUUUGAUAGAGUCCAAGAGUUAGUCUUAUCGAUGAGCGGUUGA
Echinococcus granulosus is the source of this 801-nucleotide messenger RNA. RefSeq lists its product as hypothetical. Lineage: Eukaryota; Metazoa; Platyhelminthes; Cestoda; Cyclophyllidea; Taeniidae. The transcript has 4 exons. The record is from RefSeq and is a predicted model, not a curated record. Bases 1 to 801 code for a protein of 266 amino acids.